This is a messenger RNA of Gasterosteus aculeatus aculeatus (three-spined stickleback), 11294 nucleotides long. It is a transcript of the gene nfia, whose product is annotated as nuclear factor I/A. The record is from RefSeq and is a predicted model, not a curated record. Gene Ontology annotation, molecular function: DNA-binding transcription factor activity, RNA polymerase II-specific; RNA polymerase II cis-regulatory region sequence-specific DNA binding. Gene Ontology annotation, biological process: regulation of transcription by RNA polymerase II. Lineage: Eukaryota; Metazoa; Chordata; Actinopteri; Perciformes; Gasterosteidae. Gene Ontology annotation, cellular component: nucleus.
AAUGAGAUUGGUUCAUUGUCAAGGAGCUUUUUUUUCUUUUUUUUCUUUCUCAUUACCCAUGAUGCCUCGUGGUGCGGCGCGGGCUACAUGUUGCCCAACAUGCCAGUGCAAAUGUUUUCUCAAUUAGGCGUCUUAUCUGCGGUGCGCGCGCUCGCAUCAGAUGAAGCUCGCUGACGGCGCGAUGGCAGCAAAAAGCUCCGAAGGCUCCAUCAAAUGGCAGCUCUGCUACGACAUCUCCGCCAGGACCUGGUGGAUGGAUGAAUUCCAUCCUUUCAUCGAAGCCCUGCUGCCCCACGUCCGGGCCUUCGCCUACACGUGGUUCAACCUGCAGGCCCGCAAGAGGAAGUACUUCAAGAAGCACGAGAAGCGCAUGUCCAAGGAGGAGGAGCGCGCCGUGAAGGACGAGCUGCUGGGCGAGAAGCCCGAGGUCAAGCAGAAGUGGGCCUCGCGCCUGCUGGCCAAGCUGCGCAAGGACAUCCGGCCCGAGUUCCGGGAGGACUUUGUGCUGACGGUGACGGGGAAGAAGCCGCCGUGCUGCGUGCUGUCCAACCCCGACCAGAAGGGCAAGAUGAGGCGGAUCGACUGCCUGCGUCAGGCGGACAAAGUGUGGAGGCUGGACCUGGUCAUGGUGAUUUUAUUCAAAGGGAUUCCCCUCGAAAGCACUGACGGGGAGCGGCUGGUAAAGUCCCCCCAGUGUUCGAACCCCACCCUGUGCGUGCAGCCGCACCACAUUGGAGUUUCCGUCAAGGAGCUGGAUCUCUACCUGGCUUACUUUGUGCACGCAGAAACCGGCCAAUCAGAAAGCCCCAACCAGGCCAGUGAUUCAGAUAUCAAGGAGCAGCCAGAGAACGGCCAUCUGGGUUUUCAGGACAGCUUUGUGACACCCGGCGUCUUCACGGUGGCUGAGCUUGUACGAGUCUCUCAGACACCUAUCGCAGCUGGUACCGGUCCAAACUUCUCACUGGCCGACCUGGACAGCUCCUCCUAUUACAGCAUGAGUCCAGGAGCCAUGAGGAGACCUCUGCCGAGCACCUCCUCCUCCGGCUCUGCCAAGAGGAUAAAGUGUAUGGAGGAGGACGUGGACAGUCCAGGGGAGGAGUCCUACUACACCAGUCAGGGUCGAUCUCCGGGCAGCGGCAGCCAGGCCAGCAGCUGGCACGAUGUGGAACCAGCUGGAUAUAAGCUGCGCGGCUCUCUAGCUAGCUCAUUCAUCUCCCGACAAGGGAUGCCGUCGCCCGCCGGCGCUCUGAAGAAGUUAGAGAAGUCUGGUUUCUGCGGCGCCUCCACCUCCUCCUCUUCUUCUUCCUCCUCUUCCCCCCGAACGGCUUUCACACACCACCACCACCACCGGCCCGUCAUUACCGGGCCUCGAGCGAGCGCCCACGCUCCCCCCUCCAGCCUCCACUUCUCCUCCUCCCCCAUCCUGCAGCAGCCCGGCUCCUACUUCUCCCACCCGGCCAUCAGGUAUCACCCGCAGGAGACGCUCAAGGAGUUCGUCCAGCUGGUCUGCCCUGACUCCGCCCAGCAGGCCGGACAGGUGGGCUUCCUUAACCCUAACAACAGCUCCCAGGGAAAAGUCCACAACCCUUUCCUACCGACGCCCAUGCUGCCUCCCCCGCCGCCUCCCCCGAUGGCUCGUCCUGUCCCACUGCCCGUCGACGCCAAGCCGCCAUCCACCUCCUCCGCCGAGGGCGGGGGCAACUCGCCCACCUCCCCCACCUACUCCACCCCCACUUCAUCUCCGGCCCAGCGGUUUGGACCCAGAGAUCCCGGUUUUAACAUCCCUCAGCAACCGCAGUGGUACCUGGGAUAAGGACUCUAGAGGCCCCUUGCCCCUCCACCCACCUGUACGACAGAUCGCUGCAGCCUCCUCUUCGACCCUUGACCUUUGAUGCCAGUUGCGACAGAGAGUCCCUUCCUGCCCUGCCCGUUUAGCCCUCCAACUCCUCCCUCUCUGCGCCUGACUCCACCCCUAUCAGCGCCCAACUCAGCAGCAACAGCAUGGCUACAGCACAUCAAACGCACCCGACCCUGGUGUUAGAACACCCCCUCUGUAAACCGUAUGUCACAGGCUUCCCUGCAGACGCACGGUUUGUACGUCCAUGUCCAUUUUAGUGCCAGACUCCGCCCCCCCCACAACCCCAAAGACGGACAAGUUUUUGUGAACGCCGCUAGCCCGAGUGGCAGAGCUUCCCCUCUGGAGGAACGACAUACCCACACAACGUUACCUUCUGCAGAGUGCGCAUCCAGUGGACUUAUAACGGUACAAAGCCCUCCACCCCCCAUCUGAACCCCCAACCCGGUCGUUCCUGAUGGCUUGGGGUUGGUUUGGUUGGUGGGAUAGGACGGGCUUUACCAUGGUCGGGGGGUGAGGGGUGUUACCUGGCUCAGAUACCAACAGCUAAUACCCACGACCCCCUCAUAGAUGCCCGAGCCUUCACAGCCUCCACGGAUGGACUCCGCCCUCCCCCCACUUGACCCCGCCCCCUUGGUUGGUGGCACGUCAGGGAGGGAGGACGUCAAACGGCUCUUUCCAAGGACACGGACCAGUGCUUAAUGGAAAGAGCCGACCUGAUGGGAAGGUGGUGCGGGCACAAACCAAUCCGCCCUGCCUGAAAUAACAUGAACUGCACAUGGAAGGGUCAGGGGCGUUAGGGUGAAGGUGGGGUGGUAAACGUGAGGGGAAGCAGGGGUUUGUUGUUCAUGUGAAGUGUUGCUACCAGAUGCUGGUGGAUCCAAGCUGGUUUAUCUAAGAAGGCUUUGGUUUCAUGGCUCAUUGAUGUUUCUCUCUUAGGCAGUCAUUUCAGCUGGUCCCCUCCUCUUCCUCCUCUAUCCAUCCACCAGUCUGUGUGAAGCUACAGCAUGCAAAGGGUGGGCAGAGGGCUCUGGUGUCCGAUAUGCAGCAGGCAGACAGAGAGAUGAUGAUUGAUGAUGAGUGACUAAAACUUUACCAGUGAAAUAUUGAUCAUGAGGAAAGUGCAAUUUUGUUGACUAGCUGUUGGAUAGUUAAAUAUCUUUGUAAGAUAGCUCGUUGAAAACAGUUGAUGAAAAGUAUAUAUGAACUAUAUUUUUCUUCUUAGUCCGUUCACACCUCUGGGACUCUAAAAUCUUGGGGUACAAAAGACAACAACUCAGCAUUCAACUCGAAAACAUAGCCUUGUGAGAAAUAAGAGGAGCUGUAUUCACACUAUUGUUUAUUAUUUGUUGUUAGUUCAUCUUGCAAAGCUGUUAGUAUGGUAGAACAAGAAUCCCUUUAAAGAAAUAUCAUUUUAAACAAUCACUGUUUUUAAUGCAUUUCUUUCAGCUUAAGUCUGCUUUUUAUUUUUUUUGAAAGAAGAAAAAACGCUUAACUUAUUUUAACGAGCACAUCAUUUUACUUUUAAAAAUAAAAAAUAAAAAGAAGCUAUUUGAAUUUCUCAUGAGGCAAAAUCAGGAGAAGAUAUAACAAGUGAAUUUAAACGUAAUCACGUUUUCUCCCGGUUUCUGCGAGAUAAUCGUUCACGGGUGUUACCCGCUGAUUGGCUGGGUCUCAUGGAGGUCCUGUCCAAUCAAAAGCACUUAUUCCUGCAGUUGGCCAAUAGGCCGUGUGUGUAAUCAGGGGGUGUGGUUAAGUGAUAAAGAGGCGGAGCAGAGGGUAACUCUCUGAAAGCUUUCGUCCACAGACAGCCGGGCGCUUCACAUGCAACUUACCAUUUUAUUGAAUUCAUUUUUUUUUCUUCCUUUCCUAUACUAUAUAUAUAGAUAUAAAUAUGUACACACACAAACACACACACACACACACACACACAUACCCAAACACUCUUACGACCAUCCAGCGUCAAACAAAAGUGAAUUUAAGUGGAAAAAAAAAAAAAAAAAUAAAAAAAAUCUGCAUGUUCUAGUGUUAGUGACACAUUUUUCCAUAGAUGAUGUAGUUAGUGAGAUAAAGACACUAUAUUGUAAAUCCAACAUCAGGCACUUGCCAGCAGCCAUCUAUUAGUUUGGCCCCGUCGGCCUUUUCUAUUGCUCUCCUUUACAACCAACCAGCUCUCUUCUCGGCACAUCUCUAUUUUAAUUUUCUACUUCCUUCUCUCGCUCACCCUUACCUUUUCCUUCAGGAACACAUCGAUUCUGCUUUUUGCCUGAUGGUAAUUCAAGACAUUCUCUUUUUCAUCUGUAUGUUAUUAAAUUGCACGAAAACAAUUGUUCCUCCUGAAUGUGCCUUGAGCUACAGUCCAGUCCUGGGAGGUUGCACAAGAUCCAAUGUGGAGAGUCUUGCUUUAUCGUUAUUCUCCUUUUAACUUCCUAAUUCACCAUCAGCACCUUCAGUUUUGUUGGUAGUUGAAGCAAUUAACGUCAAAGCGUUGAAGCCGAAGAGAAACGCUCAGGCCUUUGCUGCACGGCUUUCUGCCCCCCCCCCCCACACCUGCCCCAUCCCCCCUGCAGUGCUGAGCAGAGACCUCACAGGUGAACAUCAGCUACAAUCAGGUCAAACAUGUUCAGGUACCUGCUAACAGACGACAACACAGGGAAAUUUUGUGAAAUGAGCAUUGAGUCUGAGGUUGUGUUGAAAGGUCUAAUGUGUAGAUAAUGUUUGUCUAAUGUAAAAACAACAUGAGGUUAACAUGACUUUCUCAGCUCUUAGUUAUAGGUCAGAUGUAGCAGCGGAAAAACAAUUCAUAGUAAUUUGCUAGCUAAUGUCACAGAGUAAAAGGUUCCAUCCAGCUUGCUGCUAAUGUUAGCUUAUGCUAAUGGUUGGUUUGAGGGGAGCGACGGGUGACCACGGGACAGUGGGGGACAUUUAGGGGAGAUAGGAGGGCGCAUGCCUCCAGUACGUUACAUUCAGUGUAACCAACAAACACGAGUAAUAAUUCUUGACACUUCUUUUCUGCAGACUUGGCAAAAUGCUGUGAAAAUCAGUUUUUGUCUAAUUUUGCAUAAACAGUUUGCUCCCAGUUAGAUCGUUUAUUUUAGCAGGUAAAAUACUUUAUUUAGGUUAGCCAACCAUUGAGUGGCUAAAUGCUAUGAGUCAUGUCAUGUUAGCUAACGGUUUAGUGGCGAUACCGUUUGAUUGAGGUUAGCUAACUGAGUUUAGCAGCUUAAACAGUUUGGGUUGGGUUUGCUAAUGGUUUGUUUAUUACCUGGUCCCUGACAGAUCUUUGAACCAGAAACAGUUUAUGGUCUGAACAAACAUCUCAUUUCAUUUUCAUUUAAAUUGUAUAUGUGCUGUAGUGAUAUGAAACAGGAAAUGGAUUGACAUGAAAACACAUUUUCUCACUUUUCCUGUUAUUUGCACUUGAAGACAUUGUACUCAUUUCACAAAAUUUUGUGAUGUCAAUACCUUGAUAGACUAGACAGAGCUUGUAACUUCUCACUGGUUUGUUCAGUUAACCAAGUUACCCCCAUUCAUCCCAUUGAUCCUAUCGUUUGUCGGAUGGGAUGAAUUUUCAAUUCUUCCUUUUUGAAUUUUUUUGUUUGUUGGUUCUUCUACUUUUUGUUCCCAGAAAAGAACUACGAGGACAUAAAAUAUGCAAUACCUGCUUGCACUCACCUAGACCUUUUAUUUUAACUGCCAUUGUUUUAUUUUUUUUUCUUUCCCUUUACUUUCAACCAAAGUUAGCGUGCACGCAACUGGCAUCUUGCUCCGUGGUCGGUCCCUGAAAAUUGUGAAGCCAGCCCCGCACCAACGCUGCAGCGAAGCUGAGCCGCCAUCGCUUGGGGAAUUCUACUUCCUUCCUUCCUGUUUUUAAAAUGUUCCCGACGGCCGCAAAAUUACAUUUGGGUCUCUCUUUCUGAAAUGACUUUUUUUUCAUUAUUUCUUUGGUCACGAGCAAGCCUUAAACAAGUCCAACUUCUUCUCCAUCGCACAGAAAACAGUUUAUUUAAAAAAAAAAAGAAUUCGAUGACAUCCAACAUUUUGACCACGCCCCGCCCUGCUCAGCAGAGGUUUUAGUGAAUAAAUUGUUUACCUGUUCUGUGUUCAGUUCGUCUCAAAUGUGAUGGACAGCGCCGUGACGCCGUCAGCUGUGAUGGUUUAGUAGUUUGCACUUGUGUGGGUUGUGUUUCCUCCUAGUGUGACAUGUCUGUUUUCGUCUCUUUUCUUGCCUACCCUUUAGCCAUGAGUUGGGCAUUAGUUCCUUAAUUAUCUGCACUAAAUAUGAAAUAAAUGACAAUAGUGAAAAAGUAUUACGUAAAAAAAAAAAUUUAAAAACAGCUUAAAAAGAGCAAAGGGAAUUCAGAAAAAAAUUGCACGGACAUUUUUUUUUAAGUGUCACAAAAACCUUGUGAAACAGCCUAGCAUCUAAUCAGCGACUUUUGGCUGGGUUGUGUGUAAGAUAAUGACAAAAUUGCACCCUUUUUAAAGAAAGAAAAAAAUGAAAAAGAAUAUAAAAGCAAUAGUUUGGGCAGUGUGUUUUUUUGUUCUUGUGUUGUGUGUGUAAUUUAGUUCUGGUACAGCAGCGAAGAGACGCAAUGAAGAGUUAGCUCUUAAUGGACGGGAGGGCAGAGCAGCAGGGCCACUAGGCCCCACUGGGAGACGUGUUUGUAUGUUGUAUAGUUUUAUUAAUUACACUGAUUUUAAAGCUGCCCUAUUUUAUAAUGCAGGACUUUUGUAACAUUGAUACAAUGAGGAAAAACUAGUGUUGUGAAUUUUCUGAUUGUUUGUAUUGAGGCCACAUUACUAGAAUUGGUUUGGUUUGUUUUCCAGGAACUGGAUUUAAGUUGAAAACUUUCCUGUUUCCUUACUUUUCCUUAAUUCUUUUCUUCAUUUUUGCUUUCCUUUUUGUAUGUAUUUAAGGACAUUUGUUGAUGGUAUAGCAUAUUCCUGUACUUAAAAAGUAUGGGGCGCUAUGGUGAUAAGACCAUUGUAAAUGGAUGUUACAGUAUGCUGUAUGUUUUGAAGGUUAUUUUUUGCAUCAGUGUUGAUGAAGCUACAUCUAGGUAAUUCUGAGGAAAAUUGGUAAGAAAAGCAAGGUUUUUUUUAUGCAUUUAAAAAUUUAGUUUUUAGGCAGGAGACAAUGACAUAGCCAGCCAAAGGAUGCCCUUACUAUAAAUGCAUUUAGGCAUCUUUUUUGUGUUCACCAUUCCAUGCAGGAAAAUAAACAGCUUGAUUAUGCAACAUGAUUCUUUUUCUUUUCCAUCCGUUUCUUUAUUCACUGGCCCACAAUAUCAACCUCGCCUCCACUUCUUUCUCCUCCGUCCUCCUCCUCCGGCCCCCCCUCAGCCUGGAGGUCCACUCUGAUCUCUGUCCAUCCGCACAUCCACCGCUGCUCCAUCAUUGCAUCACAUUCAUGCAGCAGAUAACCGGCUGAGGUACGUCAAGUCACCGUCACGAACCGUAUUUCCGGUAUGAUCCAAGUUUCUGCUCAUUUCCUCGCUUACCUCAAUGAAUAUUCUAAGGUGAGGUGCUCUAAACCGCAGAGUAGCAGUAGCUCCUUUAGGUGCUCAUCAAGGUUACACUGGACAUUUUCCUCGGCCAAUCCUCCUUAUCGAUUCUGCGUUAUUGUUCAAUUAUUAUCUAUUUAGAACGUCUUUAAAGCAGAAAAGGCCUCCAGAUGGUGCCAUACCAAGACAUCCAAAGAUUUAAACUCUAUUAAUAUAUUAAUAUUUUUACAUUAGCAAAGCUGGAACCUGUGAUUUGUUUUUGCUUUGAUUAAAUCACUUAAAAUAAUCUAAUUAUAAAAAUCAUUUUGUAGAUAAACAGAACAAAAAUGUAAAAUAGUCCCAGUUUGCCAAUCUGUUCUGCUAAACCUUCUAGCUUGGAAAGUGAACGACUGAAAAACGGGACUCAGACACGUCUAGUGUGGUCAAACUGCCUCCAUCCUUUCAAACUCAUGUUGCAUUGCCAGGCCUAUUUUCAAAAAAACAAAAAAUUGGUUGCAGUACGGUAUGUUAUUUUGGGUUUAUGUACAUUUAAUAUUGCUAAAGGAUUCUAAAAUGUUGCUAUCUGAUGUAAUGGUGACACCAUCAAAUGCAACCUGGUUCUGAAUGUUAGGAACUAACCAUUAUUUUGUAAGGAAGGGGAUAUUUCCAAAAGGGUUUCGUUUGGAAUAUCAUUUUCAGGUGCAAAUAGAAGUGAAAAAGUGCAAAAUGAGUAGUGACUCAAAGCCGCAACACAUUACUCUGCUCACCCUGAAUCUAAAGAACUCCAACGCUCGCCCAACCAGCGCUAUUAGCUAGAGCUGGAGUCAAAGCCCUUGCCUUUCCCCCCCACCGCACUCCCCGCCAAGACUUGAUGUUUUGAGGAAUUUCACCUUUGAGGAAUUCUGCCGCUCCACAAGGAAACAGAGUUGAACGAAUGCUGAGCUUUUUCAUGCUAGCGCCUUUUUUGUUUUUCACGUUUAUCCACAAUCUCCCGGGGCUCAGAUCAGCCCCUUGCACCUCACCCGGAGAGACAAAUCCAUCACCCCAGACCGCUGUUCGAGACCCCCGUUUUUUGAAUGGGGCAUUAAAGUAAUUGAAUUUGAGCUGCUUAAACGUGAAGAGGGGCAGAAUUCUUCAGGCUUUGAACCAGGGUAUUUUUUUUUGUCGAGUCAAACCCUGUAGUUGUCUUCGGCAACAGCAGGGCAGUAGAAAGGACAUCCUUCAGCGCGACGGAGUGUGCAUAUGAGUCUCAAUGGCAGCCCUUCAUAGGGAUGAAGGAAAGUCAUUGGACAGGGAGGCAGGUAACACUGAAGCUGCUCUCCAGCAGUCAACUGUAAUCAAUUACUGUUCUGUGCAAAGAUAUUUAUUUAUCCUGUUGCAAAACCAUCACACGGUGCUAAUUGUUGAAUCAAGCCAGUGAAGAGGAAGCAAGCUGGCAAAAGCUUGCCGCCAUCAUGCUUCCCCGAUAGCGUAUCAGCGCAUAGCAGUCUAAUCUGCAUGAGAACUAUGCACUGACUUCAAAACGAGACAUCCACGCGUGAGCCGCGUGCACGCCGCCCACGGGGACUUUGGUAUCUAACUUUAUGAGACACGUCGGCCUUUGCCUUCUUUUACGAUCCGUCUUUGCGUUUUCCAGAUCCCAGCUUCCACGGACCGAACGAGUCCCUCGACAAAAUCAGAAAAAUAAAUGAAAAAUAAAAGAGAACCAGCAUAUUACAUGAUAUAUUUAAAAAGAUCAAAUGUAGUGCCUGUGAAAACCUGUAUUAUAAUGCUCUUCUGAAAACCGAAUAUAAUAAUUGUUUGUAACUGUUGACAUUUCUGACCACCAGUAGCCUUUGCUGUCUGUCAGGCCCCUCUGAUUAUAGCUGAUGUACAAUAAUCAUAAGAUGUAACUGCAUGCUCUUCCAUAAUCGCCUAGUAAACUGUUACAAUGACACACAAAAAAGUUACAAAAACCAGAUUGUUUUGUUACUAUUCUUGGUUCCUCUUUCUUUUCUUUAUUUUUUUUAUGCCUCAAACCUUUUUCUGCUCACCUCCUUCAUCCGUCCAUCCUCACACAUGGGACUCUUUCAUCCCCGACAUGAAAACGCCACUGAACACCUCCGCGUGUUGGUUUAUUGCCAUCGAUUUGAUUGGUGUGCCACCAUGAUGACUGCCCCGGGGCAAUCGGCGGACAGCCGCCGCCUCUCGGGUUAUUCUUUUUUCAUCCGACAAUCUCCAGCUAACUUUUAACAUCGGCAAGCACCUGGCUGGUCCGGCUCCCUGUGACCCGCCCUUCCUCUCCCCUCGCGUCCAUUGACCAGCAGACUGAGAAAUCUUUGCAGGGGGCUCUGGGUGAGUGCUCCUUCUUAUUCUCCUCCUCCCCGGGCAGUUUCCUGCAGGAGAUCGAAUCGAUAUCUGCUUUUUUUUGCAGUGCUCAGCACUAUCCGGGACAGAAUCCCCCCUCCCUCCUCUUUGAGCCUCCACUGCGUCUCCCUCGACUGGACUUCAAACGGGCCGCCCGCUCCUCCAGGAUGAGAGAGUUAUAGAGAGCGAAAGGUAGAGGUAGCCGGCACUUGGGAAACUCCGCGACCCCCUGCAUAAGCCCCCCCCCCCCCCCCAACAACACAGUGUCAGGCUCUCACCCCCCACUUUCCCCGGCCAGCUGGGGUCGAUCGGCUUGUCUAGCUCGGCUCCAGUGGCUCCUCUCUCUGUUCGACUCGCAACCUGUCGAUGCGGGUCUUUGAAACCAAACAGUCUCUUUGACUUGUGCGUCUCCUUUAGGGAAGAAAACUUUUGCGAUGACAAACUUUGCUGAUGACCAGACUGUUUUGCUACAGGAGUGUGUAGCAAGUUCUGCUUAACAUUGCCACUAGUUGUCAGAGCAAGCUGCAGUGUUUUUCAUAGUCCCCAUGUUUUCUCCACUACUUCUGAUGGGAGAUCUACAGUUUCUUCCCAGCCCUUUAACUGAGCCGGUCUCCUCAAACCCCUCAAAUAGUAAAUACUUUCUACUUUUAAUAGUGUCCAACUGAAAAACCAUGCCAGCCACUAUGUAGUACCUUUAACUAUUAGCCAAUAGCUCAAAGAAACUAUACCAGUACAGAAAUUCCACGAUAUGUUUCUGGUAAAAAUUCUUAAUCUGAGAAUAGUCAUUGAAAAUGAUUUCACUGUCUAAAGGCCAAACCUUUGGCCCUUCUGAACAAAGUUAAACAUUUUAGCAUCCAGAAGUCAUUUUAGUCACUGCGUUUGACCUGGAACUGCCCACAUUCGCAUUUCUCUCUUGUCGAUGUUCUGAAUAUUCAAGCCGGUCAGCAAUACCGAUAAUCAAUCGUCUCGAUUAGCAUUUUCUUGUUGUCUUCCAUCCAACCCUCUGGAGGCUAUGCUAACUAUAGCUAACCCAUGACAAUCUCAAAAGAAGAGAGUUUAUCUUUAUCUUUUCCUCCCGGGCGCCCGUCCUGCUGCAGUCUGAGUCACACAUUCUCAACACAUCCCAUCAUCCCCCCUUCUCACCGCCCAAAUUACCACGGAAACCCGUCGCCUCCUGACCAUCGACCUCACUCUCAUCCUCACCCAGAACGAACUUAAACCUUGUGCCUCUACGACUCUUUUAUGGGACAGGGCGGUGUUUUCUGCUGCCGCCGACGCCGACGUUGCACCGCUCCGCGAUCCGGUGUUACAUAUUUGUUCAAUGUUAACUAGUUCCCAUCCGUUGUGUCCGGUGCCAUUGUUGUUCUUGCUUUUGUUCUGAAGCUGUGACUCUUGAUUGUCAGUUCUUGUCACUCUGUUGUUCUGUUUUUUUGUUUGUUGUGUUCUUCCCUUUAGGACUGUUAUUGUUUUUUUUUUCAACUGGUGAAGUGUUGGCCCGUCACUUGGCCCCAUUGGUGAUCCCAUGUCCACGCAGACUCCAUUUACUGGAAGCAAGAUGUGCAUUUCCUAUGCAACAACGACAAAAAAAUAAAGAUGCUAAUGCUCUA